AUUUUUUAACAAUUUCGCAUUCUUCUUUAAUAUUUCAUAGCGUUCAAACGCCAGAUAAAUGUGUACAGAAUAUGAAAUUGAAUUAUGCAGACUCAACUAGUGACUUGAAAACGCAAAGUUACUAUUCCGAGUCUGCGAAAUGCAUUGUGCACUGCGUAAGAAGCGGGAGAGGUAGCGAAUUGGAUAGUUGCAUGCUGCUUUGAUCGAUGUUUGCUUCCUGUUUGUGGUAUUAAUUUUACUCGAGAAUCGUGCACAAUGUGUGUAUCGUUUGUGACAUUGAUUUGCCGAUCAUUUUGUAAUUCUUCUAGAACUUUUUAAGAAAUUUCGUUCAUCUUACGUUUAACUACGAUUUGUACGCCUGUACAGCCGACAGAAAUUUUUUAAACUAUGUGAUGAAUUAAUGUUUUAGCUUUUGUAUUGGAAUGUUACAUGACAUUCUUUGAACCACAUGGCAGACCAAGAUAUUGCAAAUUACUAUGCACUUUGUGCGAAUAACCAACAUGUGAUAAAAAGUUUAGACGAAAGGCUGAUAGGAAGUAGCAUAUCUCAAUCAUUAUACGACCUAAACAGUAGCAAUAAUAGUGUUACAAUUGAAAAUGCAGCAACUGUUUCUCCGCUAUUAAGUCACUAUAAAUAUUGUUUCUCACAUCAUGAUAGUCCAGUCAAUUUCUCGUCUUUACCAACGUAUCUUCCACCCAUUGGUGUAUUUUGGGAUAUAGAAAAUUGCCAAGUACCAAAAGGAAGGUCUGCCAUAGCUAUAACACAGAUAAUUAGACAAAAAUUUUUUAGUGGUUAUAGAGAAGCAGAAUUUAUUGUAGUUUGUGAUGUCCUAAGAGAAAAUAGUCGCGUUAUGAAAGAAUUGAAUAACGCUCAGGUUAAUUUAAUACAUGUUGCUAGAGAAUGUAAAAAUGCUGCUGACGAAAAACUCAAACAAUCAAUUAGAAGGUUUGCCGAUAUUCAUGGAAGCCCAGCAGCUGUGAUUUUAAUAUCUGGUGAUAUUAAUUUUGCUCCUGACCUCAGUGAUUUACGUUAUAGGAAGAAAAUUCAUGUGAUACUUUUACAUAUGAAAAAUGCAUCUGAAGCAUUAAUACUAUGUGCCAAUGAGCAUUAUGAUUUCUCAGAACUUAUAGAAUCACUACCACCUAGAACUGUACAGAACACUACAUAUGAUCUCCUAGUUACUAACCUCCCUGAAUAUCAGGAUGGGUCCAUUAGAUUUUAUCUUAAACAAAUGUUCGAAAGUUAUGGCGGUCAAGUGAUAGAAAUUCAGUCAAGUACUGCAAUUGUACAGUUUACUUCAAAAGCUUUCGCAGAAAGCAAAUUCUAUAAAUAGAAACGGUACUGUAAGCGAGUCAGAAAUUGUUACUAGUUCUCCAAGACAAAUGUAUAGUGCAAGUGCUGCAUUAACGGGUGGAAGACCCUUUCAGUUUUCACACUACCAGUCAUCGUCGCCGGUUAUUGGAACGUAUUCUGGAUGGAAUGCUCAUUGUGCUUCUGCCUCAGCACCAGUAGGGCUAGUACAACCAUCGUCCGUUUUUGUUGGGAGAUCGUAUACAAAUAAUAAUAACAACAAUGUAACUUUUAAUAGAACUUAUAACGAACUUGCAAGAGCCCAAUCUCCGUUAUUUUGGCAAAUUUCUGGUUCCCAACAAUUCGGUCAUGUAUGGGAAGAACAAUACAAGGUGGAGAAAACGAAAGUACUUAGUAGGAGAAUUCAUAUUCCGCAGGCUCGGGAUAAUAUAAAUAACAAUAUAGCUUCUCGAAAUUCUGAAGGUUUAAGACGUAUGAGAGGUACGCAUACUUCACAUGUUCAACCAGAAUGGAUUGGUACAAGGCAACAACAUCCUCCAUUGAAUGUUUCUGCAAACUUGAAUGGAAUUGCAGAAUGCGUCUGUACGUAGCACUAGAACACCGUCGCCUUACGAAAAUACAGUACAAAUGAUAAGCCAACAAAGUAAUCAUACUUCACCUUAUCAUCCGAGUGAUACGGAAAACGAAGAAGUUGAGAAAUUUUUCAAUCCAAUAAAUAAUCAUAAUGGAACAUCAACGAAUAAUGAAACAUCUACGCCUAUAGAACUUCAAGUAACUAACUUAGACCAAAGUAUUAAUCCAAAAAAGAUGAGACAUAUGCUUGUCUCUAUUUUUAUGGAACAUGUGAUGGUGUUAAAUGUUUCUAUUUUUACACAGUCUGAUGGUAACUUUGCGGCAAGUGUCAAAGUACCUUCUUUAUCAGACGCACAAUACGCAAUUUCUCAGUUACAUCGUCGUAAAGUAGGAUAUAAACGUAUUUUAAUAUCGUACGCUCAUAGUGGUCGAGCAAGUCCUCAGGUUGUACGAGCACAAAUUGUGAUGCUAUUGCAAGAAGUACCUGGUCAUAAACUUCCCCUUUUUAAGUUUCGAGAAAUGUAUGAGAGCCGUUUCAUGAUUUCUAUCAGCGUUUCCGAAUUGUAUAAAAUGAAAGAUGUUUGUAUUGUUACGGAAGAUCCUGGUGGUAGAAUGGUUUCUCUUAAUCCGGAUCAUAGAAACACGCCAUCGCCUUGUUUUAAUAAUACAACACAGGAGGAUCAAGUAGAAUUACCAUAUUGUACUGUCCAUACGUUAAAGCCAUGGUCUGAUAAAGGAUGGGCAGAACAAAAAGUAGCAUCACUUCCUAAUGUGAAAAUUUCUUUAAAAGUUCUCGAUCCACGUAUACAUCAAUUACUAACGACGCAUAAUGGAAGUUUGCCAUUGCCUAGUUUACCAAAUUGUUACGAGGCUGAAUUUAAAGAAAAAUUACAAGUAGUUGACAAUGGAGUACCCUUAGAACAUCUAGUAUCUUGUUUAUCCUGUGUUGAGUUAAAACAAGGUAUUGGUAGCGUAAAGUAUCUUAUAUGGACAGGAAAUAAAACUCAUGAAAAUAAUCAUGAAGAGAAUAAAUGUGUGAGUUCUCCGCUUGCAAAUCAAUUAGCACUUUUCAGUCGUGAAUUAGUCGAUCUUCUGAAAACUGCUCCACACUGCCAGUUACUAUUUAACCGAUUUAUACCCGCAUAUCAUCAUCAUUUUGGAAGACAAUGUAGGGUUGCUGAUUACGGAUUCACCAAAUUAAUUGAUUUGUUAGAAGCGCUCACUCAUACCGUACAAGUAAUGGGUGAAGGAAACAAUCGUGUGGUUACGUUAUCUCAUCGUGCUCAAGUACGUCGUUUCACGUCUGAUCUUCUGAGAGUUUUAAAGUCUAAAGCUAGUAAACAAGUAGCACUUUCAGAAUUUCCAAGCGUUUAUGCUAGAGUAAUAGCUAAACCAUGGGAUAUUGUAGAUUAUGGAGUAUGUGAAAUCGAGGAUAUCCUCAGUGAAGUAUCAGAAAAUACUGUGGCCGUUACUACAAUCAAUGGAGGAGAUAAAAUGAUAGCUAUUCCUAAGCGAGAACAAACUGCAGAAGAGAUAGAACGAACAAAACAAUUUGCUAUAGAAGUUAUUGAGUUGUUACGACACGCGCCUCAAUGCAGAAUGCAAUUUAACAAAUUCGUGCCAUCGUAUCACCAUCAUUUUGGUCAUCAGUGUCGAGUGUCAGAUUACGGAUUUACAAAAUUAAUUGAAUUGUUUGAAGCGAUACCGGAGAUAGUUAAAAUAGAAGAUGACAGUUCUGGAGAAAGGCAAAUUUCUUUGACAGAGAAGGAAGGUAUUCAUGUACUUUCCGAGCAAAUAUCCAAAUUAAUUACCCGAUCGAGAGGUUGUCUUAGCAUUUCUAAUAUUGCACAAAAUUUUCUACAUCUAUUUGGUUAUGCAUUAAAACCGGAAUUAUUCGGUUGUGCCUCUAUGUUGCAACUUAUGCAAAAACUUGGAGAUACUGUGAAGAUUGUAUAUUUGCCAAGUAGACCUGUAGUUAUGAUGAUAGAUAAAUCCCACGUACAACAUUUAACUUUACAAUCUCGUCGAUUGUUAAUGGAUAAACCUCAGUAUAGAAUUGCGCUUCGUGAAUUCCAACAUUUGUACGCUCAAUAUUAUUUGAAAUCGUGUAAUAUAGAUGAGCUAAAGCAAAAUUUAUCUAACGUAGUUCAAUUUACAAUGGCGAAUGACGAGGAGUUCAUAGAACUUACUCCGUUGCAUUCUUUCGCUUGUAAUUUAUAUCGUGUAAUGAUGAACUAUGGUGGAGUAUUGAAACUUUCGCAGUUCGAGACAGCAUAUCUGUCCACUAUAGGUUCUGUUUGUAAACCUGCAGAUUAUGGAUUUCCAACAAUUUUUGCACUUUUACAAGCAUUACCUUGCACGGUAACAAUAAAAUUGUCACGGCGCAAGAAAAACAUCAUAUAUUUAAAUAAAAAAAUUGCUGCUGUAGGUAUGGUAUUACCGCCAACGUAUACAUCAGCAUCGUCGUACCGCGAUACAGAUUCUAGUAACGAGUCGUUUGAAAGUGAUUCGUCCUCUCACGUUAAUGUUUCAAACAAUUCGACUACGCUAGAACAAACAAAUUGGUCAGAGCAAGUUACUAAAAAUCAGGAUUCUUGGAAACAGACAAACAAGGAUAAUCUGUGGCCCGAAGAAUCUAAUAAAUCUUGGAAGAUUUCGAAUUCGGAAGAUAGAUUGAUCAAUUGGUCGUUGCAAGAAAACGGGAGUGAAAGUUUUCUGAAAAGCCUAAUGCAAACACCGAUUAUACCUCGUGGUUUUCCACCUGCACCUCCUAAACCAGAUUCUCCACCUGAGGUUCCUCCAUUAACUUUACCUCCUUCUUGGAAUCAAAUCACAUCCAACGAUAGUAAUUUACUAUCACCAACAAAGAAUUUGUUACCUGCUGCAGCUAAUCCUUUAAAUCCACGUACUUCGCCAUUUUUCUCUUCCAAGCGUAGCUUGGUCAUUGCCCCUCAUCCUUCUGAAUUGCCUCUUCCAUCAUUAUCACUAACUCCCAAAAAGAUUGUCACUGCAGAGGAUAUUGAUGUAAUUGUUGAACAAGAAAGGAUUUACAACAAUUUCACGGAAGAUGUAAAUCUUAAAAGUAAUGGAAAUGAUAGUAGCAAGAUGGAAGGCAGUGGCAAUAAAGAAAAACAUAAUAUUUCUAUAAAACAAUUAUUUCCUAGUAAACGUCGUUUAGCUGCUCAAUUUAAUCGACCUAUUGAGUCAUGAAUUCAGUGUGGGAACUAAGAACGUUUUUAUCUACACUGCGGAAGCAAAGGUGCUGAUACCUAAGCACAUUUCGUAGCCAUACGAUGUGUUAACGGAGUUGAUAAAAAAAGGAAAUGUAUUAGUAUCUCGGUAGGCUGUCACACAGUGGGUUCAAAUACCUAUACGCCAUUUUUUAAAUGAUGGUAGGUACCCUCCCCCCAUUUAUAUAUAAAAUAAUUACACUAAUAAUAUAUCGAUUUGAUACAUAUGGGAUAGAAAACAGAAUUUAUUUUCAAGAGGUAUGAAAAUAUACACGUACGUAAAAUACCUAUAUACUAAGUACCUAUAAUUUUUGAUUUAAAAAUUGUGAAUAAGUGUGCAGCGUUUAUACCGAAUGAUCUAUACUGGUUGCGUGUCAAAUUUAUGUAAUAUUUUUCAUACUGUGAUAUAGAAUAGAAAAAAAAGAAAAUUAAUGCAAAUUAUAAUGCAUAAGGAUGAAUAAAACGUGGGCAAUAAUUGUACAAAUUUUAUAGGAUUGGGCCAAAAAUCUUAUAUUAAAAGUUACUAUUUAUGUCAUAAUAAUAAAGUUAUAUCUAAGUAAAAUUUUAUGUAAAGUGAGAAAAUUAAAAUCGAAUGUUUUGUUCGUUCAUAUUGUAAAUGUCAAGUGUACUUUUUUUUAGCUUCAUUAAAUGAACGGAUUUUUCGUGAUCGAGAUUUCAUUGGCUCAAUCCUAUUGUUGUAGAUUAUUCUCAUAAAAAAUGAAUUGUACUAGGAAGAUCAAUGUAAAAACCGUCAAAUUGUUGUUGCUCAACAAUAAUCGUACUAUCAAUCAUGAAAUCCAAGACAAUUCAUUUUUAUAACUUAACGUUAACUUUAACUUCUAUUCGUACAAUUGCUUUUUUCAUUCGUGUCAAAGGAUUCCUUUUAUUAUUGUCUAUUUUUUAUUUUUUUUUUUUUAU
Messenger RNA from Heterotrigona itama, 6032 nucleotides. NCBI's taxonomy places the organism in Eukaryota, Metazoa, Arthropoda, Insecta, Hymenoptera, Apidae. The record is from the annotation of a GenBank genome assembly.